AUGCUACCUCACCACCCUACCUGGCUCGUACCUUCGCUACCGCUUGACGUUGCUUUCGCCAUCGGCUGGGGUAAGCUCCCCACAGAACUAAAAGUCCAAAUACUGAGCUACAACUUGUCUUUUCCUGAAACGGUCGACCUGUACGAAAAGAAUGUUCUGCCAGCUCUCGACCAUCAUAUCCGCAUGUCCCCCGAGAUUGCCAGCCUCGCAGAGGAGAUAUUCUACUGCGAUAACACCUUCCGCAUGCGGCGCGACCCUCCAAGACCGUCAGGCCGCCCUACAUUUCCAAUCGCCAACGAGUUGGUCCGGAAGAUUAUCGUAGACGUUAACAUGGGUUCCUUUACCGACUGGGAAAAUUUGUCUUGGAUGUCCAAGGGGAACGCUGGACUUUCGAACUUACGAUACGUCAGCGUCGUGGUCAAUUGCCGUGGAGCCAGAUGGAGUCCUCUAAACGAUGAUACCAUCGCGCAGCUUCUUAAGUGGGUACAUGCCAGCUGUGACGAGUCUAUCGAAUUCAGAUGCAAAGGCGAAGUUACAUUCACCGGUAGGCUGUGGCAGAGCGGCAAUAUUCCCUCGAUUACCGACGGCAUUCAGAAGGUGGAGGCACUCGUGAGGAGUAAGGUGGCGUUUGAAGACGAUUCCAAGGACGAGGUUUGA
Messenger RNA from Alternaria infectoria, 657 nucleotides. RefSeq lists its product as uncharacterized. The transcript is spliced from 2 exons. The coding region runs from base 1 to 657 and encodes 218 amino acids. NCBI's taxonomy places the organism in Eukaryota, Fungi, Ascomycota, Dothideomycetes, Pleosporales, Pleosporaceae. The record is from RefSeq and is a predicted model, not a curated record.